AUGGCCUUCUUCUCUCAAUCCGGCUUCUCGCCACUCUUCCAAAUCCUCGAUGACUACGACGCUCAUCGCGAAUCCAAGCCCCGCCAGUGCCCCAAGUCACGCCAGUGCAUCAAGCCUCGUCAAUGCACCAAGAUCCAAACACCCCGCGCCUUCGCACCAGCCUUUGACGUGCGCGAGCUGACCGACGGCUACUACCUGGACGGCGAGCUCCCAGGCGUCGACCAAAGCAACAUCGAGAUCGAAUUCACCGAUCCCCACACCCUCGUAAUCAAGGGCCACCUGGAGCGCGAUUACAACGAGGACAGCGCCUCCACCUCCAGUCGCAGCUCAUCUCCUGCAGGCUGGCACCAGCCCACAGUCGAAGACGAGGAUGCAGCAUCAACAACUAGCUCCGCCAGCGCCGACACCGCUGCUUCUGCCUCGGCUGAGAAGGAUCAGCCUCAUUUCUGGGCAUCUGAGCGAUCCGUCGGUGACUUCCAACGCACUUUUAGCUUUACCGCGCGCGUUGAUCAAGAUUCCGUCCGCGCAAGCUUGAAGAACGGUGUCUUGUCUGUGGUGGUGCCGAAAGAGGCCGCCCCUACGCCGAAAAAGAUCCGAAUCCUGUGA
Molecule: messenger RNA, 606 nt
Organism: Penicillium paradoxum
Lineage: Eukaryota; Fungi; Ascomycota; Eurotiomycetes; Eurotiales; Aspergillaceae
Product: Hsp20/alpha crystallin family protein
Exons: 1
Coding region: 1-606 (201 amino acids)
Biological process (GO): protein folding; response to heat; response to salt stress
Source: RefSeq, a predicted model, not a curated record